UCAUAGUAUGGAGUGCAAUAUAAAAUUUUAAAAUCUUCUUAGUGACGUGCCAAAUGUUCGUUUCAUACGUUUAGUUUACGCUAAGUAAUGAUGUAUUGUAAAGUUUAUUUUAUCGUUUUACUUUUUGUAUUUUUCCAAACAAAUUGUAUGGCAUGUGAAAACCUAGAAGAAAUAGAUAAGUUUGAUCUUAUAAAUAGUAUUCGCGCGGAGCAUGGCUGGAGAGAAAUAAAAGGCAUAGUGAUCAAGGACCCAAUAGAAGGUAAAAUUACCAUCGAAGAUCUAACAGGGAAAUUUAUUUGGGAAAACAACUACGACAAGGCUGUCGAACACUUCAUAUUGUUUUUGAGUUGCAGAUAUGUCCAACACUUGAAAGCGCUCAGGAUUACAUGGUUGGGCUUUGUCGAAGGUUGUCGUGAAGAAGAAGAGAAAAUAAGUUUCACAUUUUGCGUUAGUAAACUAUAUUGUGUGUUCAGAGAGUCAAAACAGAUGUUGAUUCACAUGACAGAUGGUUUGGUCGACUUGGAAAAACUUUCAUCGAAUACAUCUCGAUUUUAUCACAAAAAUCGUAGCCUGAUAAUGAACUUUAAAGAAGUCGUAUUCGAUCACAUUAAUCAAUAUCCAAAUCCGGAUUUUAUGAACAAGGACGACGAAAUCAACGAGCAAUUUACUGAAGACGUAUACCAAAGUAUUUCUGAUAAAGUUAGACAGCGACUUAAUGUUUGGGAUAAUGAAAGAGAUAAAGGUUGUACUAUACAAACAUCUUCUAUGACUUAUUUUGAUUUUUUGGAGAGAUACGAUAAAUUAUUGGAUAAGUCAGCAUUUUCAAACGAUGAAUACGUUUAUGUUAGUAAACGACUUUAUGGGUUUUAUGAUAAUGUAAUAGAAAAUGAUUAUUUUAGACUUGGUUUGGAUAAGUUAAAAAAAUAUAAAAUCAAAUAAAUUUUCCUUUCAUUACCAAAUACAAAUACAAUUCAUUCUACCACAAACUAUCUUAUAACCAAAAUAAUGUUUCGACGUUUUUGUUGGUAGUACCUACCAACGUUUAACCAGCAUUUUAUUGGCAUUUUUUUUUUUGUAAUAAUGGACAUAUUGUUUGUUGUAAGCUUGUGUUUGUUAUAUGGGCUUUAAAAAAUAUGGCAAAUAUUAUAAAUCAGAAAAUUUUAAUUGUUGUAGGUGCAAUAAAUAAUGUCUAAUAAUAUUUCUUUGAUGUUGACACAAGAUUAAUUAUUUUUCUUUAAGGUCUAUUAUUUAAAUUAAUAUUUUAAUUAGU
Messenger RNA from Adelges cooleyi (spruce gall adelgid), 1270 nucleotides. RefSeq lists its product as uncharacterized. NCBI's taxonomy places the organism in Eukaryota, Metazoa, Arthropoda, Insecta, Hemiptera, Adelgidae. The transcript has 2 exons. The record is from RefSeq and is a predicted model, not a curated record. The coding region runs from base 88 to 939 and encodes 283 amino acids.